AGGCGAGGGCGGCAAACGGCCGGAGGAGGAUCGGCGUGGAAAGUCGAGGCAGGAGCGACUUUCGGAGAACUCAUUCAAAGGAACAAAGACAACUACCACGAGAAGACUGGGAGUUAAAAUCUUGGUGACUUUUUCUUCGCGAAAACAUCUGGAGCUUGGAAAGCUCGGACCCGCCGGCCGCGCCGGUCUAGGCAGCUCCGGCAUUCUCCAUUCGCCAAAGAAAAUAAUCUGCGUCUGCAUAUGAAGAUGUAAAUCGAUUUCUCUAAGUUUUCGUGAACAAAUUUGUAGAGCUUAUCAGUUCCGUCUACGCGUUUGAUAGGCUAUCGACCGAGAUGUGAGGCAACCUGUCCUGCUCGAGCUAGGCUCACGCUGCGCUGCGAGUGUCGAUCCUCAAAUGCAGCAAGCAGAAUCUCGUCGAUCUUCCUUACUCUGUACACACUGAAAGUUCCCUGCAGCGCCUCGGCCUUUCGAUGAAGGUAACCCCUGCACAUCCACCCGACAGCUGCGUUUUCUCUCAAGACGUCGAGACAGGAAUUUACCUCUAAAGGACUCUCCAAAGAUACAGCACCCCUUUCAGAGAUAGAGUCGCGCCUCGCAACUCUAUUGUCUUCUCUUCACUCUUUGGAAGAACUUCCUCAUCGAAACAGGACACGUUUCGCCUCGGCACUCUGUCGCCUUGGUUCUGGAGAAAGUUCCACGAUUCUGCCUGUUAUUAUCUGGCGUACAACGUCGCUGUUUCUCUUGGCUUAGCGCUCCUUUUCUCCCUGCUUUGAACUCUGCCGUGUCUACGAACCUCGACGUCUCUGUCUUUCCUUGUUCGCAUCCUCCUCCGCCUCUCGGUAGGGGCGCAGGUGCUCUCUGCUGCGUCCUUCACGUGAGGUCGUUUCCUUCCUGAAAAUCCGACAAUGUCGGAUCCUACCUCUUCUUUACCUCUUGGCUCAGCUGAUUCUUCGGCCACUGCAGAGCCGCCGACAAGCUCCGAGGACACACAGGAGAAGACAAACAACCCUCCUGGAGAAACGAAAGAAAAGGAAGACAGCUCAUGUAGAAAGCAGAAGGAAGAGGAGGGCGAUUCGUCAGGAAAUAAGAAGGAAGAGAAAGCAGCUGAGGGAGAAGAGACACAGAAGGAGAAGCCGUCUGAAAGCGAGAAGGAAGAGAAAGCAGCUGAGGGAGAAGAGACACAGAAGGAGAAGCCGUCUGAAAGCGAGAAGGAAGAGAAAGCAGCUGAGGGAGAAGAGACACAGAAGGAGAAGCCGUCUGAAAGCGAGAAGGAAGAGAAAGCAGCUGAGGGAGAAGAGACACAGAAGGAGAAGCCGUCUGAAAGCGAGAAGGAAGAGAAAGCAGCUGAGGGAGAAGAGACACAGAAGGAGAAGCCGUCUGAAAGCGAGAAGGAAGAGAAAGCAGCUGAGGGAGAAGAGACACAGAAGGAGAAGCCGUCUGAAAGCGAGAAGGAAGAGAAAGCAGCUGAGGGAGAAGAGACACAGAAGGAGAAGCCGUCUGAAAGCGAGAAGGAAGAGAAAGCAGCUGAGGGAGAAGAGACACAGAAGGAGAAGCCGUCUGAAAGCGAGAAGGAAGAGAAAGCAGCUGAGGGAGAAGAGACACAGAAGGAGAAGCCGUCUGAAAGCGAGAAGGAAGAGAAAGCAGCUGAGGGAGAAGAGACACAGAAGGAGAAGCCGUCUGAAAGCGAGAAGGAAGAGAAAGCAGCUGAGGGAGAAGAGACACAGAAGGAGAAGCCGUCUGAAAGCGAGAAGGAAGAGAAAGCAGCUGAGGGAGAAGAGACACAGAAGGAGAAGCCGUCUGAAAGCGAGAAGGAAGAGAAAGCAGCUGAGGGAGAAGAGACACAGAAGGAGAAGCCGUCUGAAAAGAAGGAGCAAGAGAAAUUGCCUGCGGGAGAAGAGACAGAGGAAGGCUCCUCGCGUGUAGAGCAGGAGAUCUUCGAACGGGAGGCAUCGAGAGACUCUUCUAGGGCGGGAGGACGGAAGCCGUUUGUGUCAAAGUCGGCUUCGCAUCUGUUACGCGAGUUUUCUCUUCCUUCUGAGAUGUCUUCUCUCAGAGACAAGGAGAAGACUGCCGGUGUGUUGUCAAAGCAUGAAUCGUCGAAGGACGGCUCUUCCGCGUUUGCCGCAAACGAGGAAGGAGUGACUUUUGCUUCCCAUGUUCCUUUUCGUUCUUACGUCUCCACUGGCGGAGUUGCUCUCGAAGGCUCCAACGAUCCGACAAACGCGGCAAGCGAACUUCUUUCCUCGGCUCUGGGCGCCCCGGGAAGCGCGAGGUCACCGGGCCUGCCUCCAGACACAGAGGAGAGAAGGCCACUGUCUCCACAGAAGAAAAGCGGAUCGGGAGUCUCCCCUCAAGCGCAGGCCUCGGCGCCCAAGGAAGCUUCUUCUUCUGCGUGUGUGGCGUCUUCGACAAGAAACGCGAACUCCUCUACUCUCUCUUCCGAACUCGAAGUUGUACCGCCUCCAUCGCAGCCGUACACGGCCUUCUCCUGCUUCCUCACCGCUUCUCUGAAGCCUCCGGUGGUCCACCCGAGAAGCGAUUUCAUCACGACGGCGUCGGGGAAUCGCGUAGGGAGGGACACCCUGCUGUUCGGCUCGCAGAACAUCACGCUGGCUGGACGCUCCGUCGUCUCUCAAGGAGUGAUUCUGCGUGGAGAACUCGCGCCGCUCCGAUUCGGCAGAUAUGUGUACCUCGAGGAGAACGUCCUCGUUCACCCCAGCGUGUACAGGUCCAAGGGCCAGCCGUUGCAUGUGCCUCUGACUGUCGGGGACUACGUCGUCGUGGGGAGGAACUCUGUCGUCAGAGCUGUCGCUGUCGGCUCGUGCGUGGAGAUCAGCGUGAACUGCGUUGUGGGGAACAGAUGCAUCUUGAAAGACUUCUGCAGACUCCUCCCCGGCACUGUGCUCCCUCCCGACACGGUGGUUCCCUCGUUUACUGUCUUUGGGGGAAACCCGGGGAAGAUGGUCGACGAACUUCCUGAGGGGGAAACCGUGCUGAUGAAACUCGACGCGAUUCAAAGAUACAACCUGUUUGUGCCUGCCGAGGAGUCCUAGAAAGAGGCGAGGCAGCGGAGACAGAGAGACGACGCUGGAAAUAGUUCGAAGAUACAUCUUCGGUGUGCCGGACGAGACGUUCUCGGCGCAGAAGGGAACUCAGAGAAAAAAGUGAGCGGUGGCGACGAGGUCUCACUUUGAUCGACUUUUCAACAGACAUCCAGAGAUAUGAAGAGAAAGAGCUUCGGAAGGAAGACGAAGACGGGGCUUUGGAGCGAACCAUUUUAAACGUGGUAUUCACCUACUCAUAUAUGUGAUUGCGUAAGGCUCAUUCGGUUGUCGCAGGUUCGUCAGAUGCUGCGUUCUCCUACGCACAUAUCACAUGGCUUCUGGGACUUUGACGUCAGAUCAAGAGAAGUGCAACUGCGAUAAGGAGCGACAGAGAAGCUGAUGGCUCUUUAAAAAGGGAAACAUGUCAAUGCACCCAGACUAGGAUGGCCAGAGAUACCUGCGAAGAAGCACCGAAAAGACAGAUGGACAGGGAAAACGAGGGGCAAGUUCUGAUGGACUAAAACGAGACAGAAGUGUCGAUUUUUGCUCUAGGGAAGGGAAACGGUAAAAGCGCGCCUCGAGAAGGUAAAGAGAGUUAGGCGAAGGAAACACAAACUCAGAGGAAGCAAAGACAACAGGUAUUUCGAUGGGAAGGGCCCCCUCAAAGAGGGGAAGAACGAGAGAUGUGGAGCAGAGGCUAAUGGGUCGAACACACAGUUUCAUCGCUUUUUGAAAGUUGUCGCUACAGUGAAGUCGGAGAAAAUCGGGUGACGUCACGAAGAUCUCUCUCUGUGUUCUAAGCGAAUUGGGGCUGAACACUCAACUCGCUGUGCCUUAAACAUUUCGGCUGCCACUGUCGGUUUUAGAAAAAACUUUUGUUUUUUGUCGUGAGUUACAGCGGCGACGUGGAGACAUGGCAGUUUCCGAGAUGCUGAGAAUUCAAGGAAAGGUCCUUUCAUGACGUUCCGGACUCGUGACCGACAGUAGAGAGACAGACAUGUUUUCGUUUUCUCAAGAGAGAAGACUGUCGU
Messenger RNA from Toxoplasma gondii ME49, 4075 nucleotides. Its product is annotated as dynactin p25, putative. The record is from RefSeq and is a predicted model, not a curated record. NCBI's taxonomy places the organism in Eukaryota, Apicomplexa, Conoidasida, Eucoccidiorida, Sarcocystidae. The coding region runs from base 906 to 3053 and encodes 715 amino acids. The transcript has a single exon.